Molecule: messenger RNA, 2509 nt
Organism: Eurypyga helias (sunbittern)
Lineage: Eukaryota; Metazoa; Chordata; Aves; Eurypygiformes; Eurypygidae
Gene: GLIS1
Product: GLIS family zinc finger 1
Exons: 9
Coding region: 1-2301 (766 amino acids)
Biological process (GO): regulation of transcription by RNA polymerase II
Cellular component (GO): nucleus
Molecular function (GO): RNA polymerase II cis-regulatory region sequence-specific DNA binding; DNA-binding transcription factor activity, RNA polymerase II-specific; zinc ion binding
Source: RefSeq, a predicted model, not a curated record
AUGAUGGACAUGGAGAUGACAAGCAGCUCAGUGCCUGUCUGCAGACAAGGUCUGUUCAUCCACACAGGAAACUCCCUGAUGCGAGACCACCCGCUGUCCUGUGAGAGGCUGCUUCACGUUGGCCAGCUGAACUUGACACACUCUGAUCUGAGGUCACCCAGGUUUCAAGAUGCGGUAGAUUCUGCUGCUCCAUGCCUGAAUGGAAGUCACCCGGCUCAGCACAUUAAACAAGAAUGCCCGAGUGAUUAUAAGGUUCUGUCUGAGGCUUCCACACAUAGGAGGAUUACGGAGGGGAUGGAGCUGAGAGCCUCCGGUAGUCUGCAUCCUGAAAUAGACCUAAUGAAUAAUAGCUUUACAAAUUCACUUUCAUCCUACUUGUUUAAUAAUGAACAUAGCUCUUCCCUGGGUCCUUUGUCACUUGGCACCCCUCAGCACUCAGCCAGGCUACAAACCAGCAACCUGAAGAAGAGAUGCAUCUCUGUUGUGCCGCCUUCAGCUGACGGAAUUGAUAUUACAGCUAUCAUCCGCACAUCACAGACGUCACUGGUCACCUGUGUGAAUGGACUGCGGACUAAUUCAACUGGCAUUUCCUCUCAUCCUGUGGAGAUCAGUCAUCACAGUGCUCAAAAAUCCUCUCGGCCCCAGUCUUGCUCUCAGCCUGGAAACCCUUGCAGUAUUCCGUCCCCUCCAGCAUGUCUUGUGCCUAUUUCCGCUGAAUGUGACAGAGGUGACUGUGAGCAGAUACAAAUGCAGCAAGUGGAAGAGAAUGGAAGCCUCAGCCUUAUGAUGAAUGGCACAAGCAUUCCUCAUCAGAACACCUCACACAGCACCCAGAAGGUGAGUUUCUUAAAACAAGAACCAGCUGACGAUUACUCCUCCACUGCUGAUCUUUUUCGACAUCAUCAGGGGCUGCCUCCCCCUUACCACCUACACCAGCAGCUAAGCCAAACUCAAGGGGAACUGCCUCACUUACAUGCCUCUAUGUCUCCGAAGUCCCUGCAGCCCAGCGACGGGGAUGAACAGGACCUCAGCAAUGGCAAACAGGUCUGUCGGUGGAUCGACUGCAGUGCCACUUACGACCAACAAGACGAACUGGUCAGGCACAUAGAAAAGACUCACAUUGACCAGCGGAAAGGAGAGGACUUCACUUGCUUUUGGGCAGGCUGUGUCCGCCGAUAUAAACCCUUCAAUGCUCGUUACAAGCUGCUGAUUCACAUGAGGGUUCAUUCUGGAGAAAAACCGAACAAGUGCAUGUUUGAAGGGUGCAACAAGGCAUUUUCUAGGCUCGAGAACCUUAAGAUUCACCUCCGGAGUCAUACUGGGGAGAAGCCAUACCUGUGUCAGCAUCCUGGCUGCCAGAAAGCUUUCAGCAACUCCAGCGACCGGGCGAAGCAUCAGCGAACACACCUGGAUACCAAACCUUAUGCCUGUCAGAUUCCUGGCUGCUCCAAACGCUACACUGACCCCAGCUCUCUGCGCAAACACGUGAAAGCCCACUCAGCCAAAGAACAACAGGUGCGUAAGAAGCUAAAUUCAUGUCCUGAUAUCGAACAAGAUGUACUAAGUGAAUGCUUAGCCAUACAGCAGCUCCACACAUCUUCACAGCACAUUUUGGAUGGGAAGUGUGGUAGAUCUGUAGGCCAUCAUGAUUUAAUUACAGGCAUGUACAGUGGCUCCAGCGCUAACCGUAACGGUCCCUCACCGGGUAUAUUGCCGCCGCCUCAUGACGUCCCUUCAAGACACCAUCCACUCGACUCCACGCUUUCCAGUCCACAUCAGCACCAGUCGCCCUUGGAGAGUGCCAGGGAAGGGCUCGCUCCCAACGUAAUCUCUCCGCUUGUCAGCCCCCUGAAAGCAUUAGUUCCACCUUCCCUGCUGCAGAAACACGGCUCUCCAUCAUCCCACAGCCAGUCACCAAAUGGGCAGCAGUUUUCUGGAAUACCAAAUAAACCAUACGCUCCCUUCCAAAACCAGCCUGCACCGCAGGGAUCUCAAGGUUACCAAGGCAGCUUUCACUCCAUACAAAACUGUUUCCACUACGGAGACUGCUACAGAACAAUGGACCAGUCUGUCACCAGCGAUGUGCUAACAGGGGAAUCCCACUGCUUUAAUCCUCUGAGACAGAACGGCUACCACAUACUCAAUGCGCCUUUGGCUUCUACAGGCUACGAUGCCAUCUCCGACGCACAGUGUGUAUCUGAAGACAUGGUCUCCAACGGAACUGACGACAACGGAUUCUUCCAGAACGGCGCCUUUGACCACUGCUUGAAUCACAUUCCUUCCAUCUAUACAGACACCUAAGAGCAGGGAUGACCCGGUUUCCUGAUUAUACCUAUAACUGUGUAUGUAAUAACAAGGUGUUGUUCAAGUACUUUUAUUUAGUCUGUAUCCCUAUAUGUGCUCAUUUAAAUAAACACCUCACAUUUACCAAACCAUUUUAUACAUGAAUAGUCUGUAUAAGAUAAUAUUGGAACCUGUUCCUUUGCUGUGGCACUUUGAAAUUCAUGCU